Molecule: messenger RNA, 681 nt
Organism: Solanum lycopersicum (tomato)
Lineage: Eukaryota; Viridiplantae; Streptophyta; Magnoliopsida; Solanales; Solanaceae
Source: RefSeq, a predicted model, not a curated record
CACUUUUUCAUCAUUGACGGCAGCUAGGGCAAGGAGGCUAAACUAUGGAGGAUGAGCUUGAUCAAAACAAAGAGAUAAUGUCAUUGAGGCGUGAAAGAAAUUUGCUAUUGAGGAAAGUUGAUGUGUUAAAAGCGAUUCACAAGGUUACAUUAGAAGCCAAGGAAAUGGAAAUUGGUGUCCUAAAACAGAAGCUUGACCAACUAGACAGCACUAUAAUGUUUUACAAAGGUGUAUUUGAGGCAACUGAAAGGGAAAUUAGACAACUAAACCAGAAGCUUCAGGAACACGACAACAAGCAGUGGAAACUGAAAAUGGGUUUACUGUACACUGUGAAGAGUGAGUUGGCAAAGAUUAAAAUUAAAGAGUUGCAAAAUAAAGUCUCUGAAUUGGAGAAUAAGUUGAAGAUUCAAGACAAUGCAAUUCAUCACAAGCUUAUUAAUGGAAACACACAAGUUGGAGAAUAUUCUGGUGCAAACAUAGAUUGAUAUGUCUAGUGUAUUAUCGUAUUACUUCUACAUGAAUUAUGGUGAUAAUUUUUUUUGAAGAGAGUUUUUGUUGAACUUUUUAAUAGACGUGUAAUUGUGUUUUUAUUUAAUUAAAGUCAUUUGGAAAAUGAAAAAAAUGUGUAAGCAUAAAAAUAUAUGGUAAGUAGUUGAAAUCCAUCAACUACAGGUCUUGUAA